Molecule: messenger RNA, 2338 nt
Organism: Hevea brasiliensis (rubber tree)
Lineage: Eukaryota; Viridiplantae; Streptophyta; Magnoliopsida; Malpighiales; Euphorbiaceae
Product: zinc finger protein 5
Exons: 2
Coding region: 794-1534 (246 amino acids)
Biological process (GO): trichome differentiation; cytokinin-activated signaling pathway; trichome morphogenesis
Cellular component (GO): nucleus
Molecular function (GO): DNA-binding transcription factor activity; transcription cis-regulatory region binding
Source: RefSeq, a predicted model, not a curated record
UGGGUAUAUAAUAUAGCGUUUUGCCUGCUCUAAGAAGAUAUGCCUAGAUCUUAUUGAAGACCUUAAUUAGUGGGGGGAUAAUUACAGAGAAGCUUCAUCGAAUGCUGAAUAAUCACAUUUCUACAGAUCUCAACAUUUUAUAAAUUUUAUUUGGAGACUUGCAGUGAUGGGACUGGGUACCCACAGCUAUGAUAUAUGGAUAAUUUUUUGGUAUAUUAUAUGAUAGCUCGGGUAGAUGACAAUACGUGAAUCCACUGACUCAUUAGUUGGUUUACUAAAAUAAUCUUAGAUACGCAGAGCCCCUCCCUUCCAGGUGAUUUCAUCCCUUCUUUCUUUGACUUUUUGUUCAUUACAAUUAAUAUAAUGCCUUUAUCCUCUCCUUAAGAAUGGAAUAUUUGUUUUAAAUAUCCAAGUGGUACUAUAAUUGCAUGCUUUUAUAUGUUUAAUAUUGCUUAUAGACCAUGGAAUUCCUCGUUAAUAAAGCACACUGAAUCCUCUUCGAUGGCGAACCUUUGAUAUGUAUCUAUUACAAUAUGGAAAAUAAUUUUUUUUUUUUAAACCAAUAUUGCAUGAGACGGCUCUCUGAUCUGACUUUUCUUUUCUUUUUUUCUUUAAAAAAAAAAAGGUUUUUAUUAUUGACCCUUGGGUAUGUUCAUGAUUAUAAAAAUAAUCCUGUUUUGAGAUGCAAUGCAUCGUUGGAAACCAUAGAGUUUACUAUAAAAGGAAGAGAAGCAAAACAACUAGACGGUGUAUAAGCACUGCGAAAUAUCCUUCUUUUCUCACUUCCAGAUAGAUGGAUAAGGAAGCAUCUACAAUUCUUUCUUCCACAUUGGAUGGAGAAAAUUGUCUUUCUGCUGAAUCCUGUGUUGAGAAGAAGCUCAAAUUAUUUGGGUUUGAGCUGAAUCCAUACAGGAAUGAUGAGAGCUGCCUGAAAGGGUCUGCAGAAGGAGAUGAAAGUGUGAAUUCAUCAAACAAUGUUUCAUCUGAAAGGAGGAAACCUGUCAAGGAGAACAGUUUCACAGGCGAGCCUGACGAUAAGAAGUUUGAGUGCCAGUAUUGUUUCAAGGAGUUCGCAAAUUCACAGGCUUUAGGAGGUCACCAAAAUGCCCAUAAGAAGGAAAGAAUGAAGAAGAAGAGAUUGCAGCUUCAAGCCAGGAAGGCUAGCAUCAGCUGUUAUCUUCAACCUUUCCAGAACAACCUCAGUUACAAUUGCCAUGGCUCAACUCAAUGGUUCUAUGAUCCCUCCUGCUGUACUCCUGAAUUCACCUUCUAUGAGGAGUCUCAGAUUAGUUUCAAUCCCUACGAUCAUGAUUCCCAUCUUAAUGGGUCUCAAGUACCAAAGUGGUAUGCUGUACCUGCUCAGGUCCCUUUCCAACAAGAAACUUGUAUGUUCACUUUAACUCAUCCUAGGAGAUCCAGAGAGAACAGGCCUGUCAUUAAGAAGCCUUCACCUUUGCCUGCUUCCAAGCAAUCCUGUAAAUCUUUGGAUCUUCAUUUAGGCCUUGGUUUGCAAUCAAAUAGAACUGGGAUAUAACAUGUUCCAGUUUAGAUUAAAAGCCCCACACGUUUCUUUCAACUCUCGACGGGUGGGAGACAAUACACAAGAAAUUCGUGAUCUUGAUUGGCUGGUAAUUGAUCUCAAUGAUUGCUGUCAAAGACAUCAAGAUGAUUUUCUUGGAUCAUACACACAUAAUGUCAUCUAUAAUUCAAUUUCCCUUAAUGAAAUUAAUCAUACAAACAUGAUGUACUUUCACUUUGUGGAUAAGGAGAGCUCGCAGAUUGGAUGGUGAGACAUAUUCAGCUGAAAUCAUUCUUGAGCUGAUAAACGCUUGCUAGAAUUUGAGCGCUUGAGCUUGGUCAGGACUUAGGAGUCAAGAUUUUAAUGUAUUAUACUCAUAGUUAUUCAUUUCAGUUUAUUUACAAUUAUAUAUUGACGUAAAUUCUGCGACUUGCUAGCAAAAUGAGAACUAAAUCCCAAGAUUGUAAUCUCCGUGUGUCUCUCUUGUUGGUUAGAGAAGGAAAGACUUGAAAUUACAACUUGUAUGCUGGAGAGAGGUGUGACUGAAAAUUAGUCUAUGCCUCAGCAGUGCAAUUGGAAUCUUCAUUGCCGAGCAUGGAUCAACAAUGUACAUCUACGCAAACGCACAGAUUAUUCCACAUAAUUCAUGUUUGGUUGCGCAGGCAUCUGCUGCAGGAGAGCUCCAGCCAACCUCCAGGCCCUAACGUUUUUCUUUCUGCCUGUGCCUGCUCCUGCACAUCUCGAGACUUGAAAGAUCUGCAAGGUUGUAAUUAAGCUCAGACUUUUCUGUUUUUUUGGUGAAAUUUUAGUCAUUCUAUA